CGAACGAAGGCAUUCGAAGCAUCGAAAAAAACCCGGUCAGUCGAUUCUCCCAACCAACAGAGCACUCGAAGACGAAAAUUCAGCCGUUGAAUCGGACUUAGGAGAUCGCUCGGCUAAGAAUUUCAGUGGCAUUGAAGAAAAGAAAAAAAAAACAAAGGAGAUAUCCUGUUUUCCCUUUUACGUCCGUACGGCUGUGGAGCUUGAAUUUUUUGCUUUUCGUUUGAUUGAAUCUCUUCUAUAAAGAUCAAGAGAGAUGAAAGAGAGUAAAGGUCGAAUCAGGGGAGAUAGAACUGGCGCAGGCAUUCCUUCUUCAAAGGCUUCGUCUGUUAGCUCCCUUCCACUUAUUUUGGACAUAGACGACUUUAAGGGUGAUUUUUCUUUUGAUGCAUUAUUUGGGAACUUGGUAAACGAGCUACUUCCAUCAUUCAGAGAAGAGGAUGCGGAUUCCUCAGAGGGUGGACAUGAUAUUUCAUCAAAUGGACAUCAACGAGUUCCAUCUGAUAUGACAAAAUUAGCCAAGGGAGCCUCUACUCCACUAUUUCCAGAAGUAGAUGCUCUCCUGUCUCUGUUCAAGGAUUCUUGCAGAGAGUUAGUUGAUCUUCGACAGCAGAUUGAUGCAAAACUUGACAAUCUCAAGAAGGAGGUCUCUAUCCAAGAUUCAAAGCACCAUAAGACACUUUCUGAGCUUGAAAAAGGUGUAGAUGGGUUAUUUGAUAGUUUUGCUAGGCUGGAUUCACGUAUCUCCAGCGUGGGACAGACUGCUGCCAAAAUUGGAGAUCAUCUGCAGAGCGCUGAUUCUCAGAGAGAAACUGCAAGUCAAACUAUAGAACUUAUAAAGUACUUGAUGGAGUUCAAUAGCAGUCCAGGUGACCUAAUGGAACUUUCACCCCUGUUUUCUGAUGACAGUCGUGUUGCUGAGGCUGCUUCAGUUGCACAGAAAUUGCGGGCAUUUGCUGAGGAGGACAUUGGAAGGCAUGGCAUGCCUGUGCCGUCUGGUAUGGGAAAUGCAAAUCCAAGCAGGGGUUUGGAAGUUGCAGUCUCUAAUCUCCAAGACUAUUGCAAUGAACUGGAGAAUAGAUUACUGGCUCGGUUUGACGCAGCCUCACAGAGACGAGAAUUAUCAACAAUGGGAGAAUGUGCUAAAAUAUUGUCACAGUUUAACAGGGGUACUAGUGCCAUGCAACAUUAUGUGGCUUCUCGGCCAAUGUUUAUUGAUGUGGAAGUGAUGAAUGCGGACACCAGGUUGGUUCUUGGUGAUCAGGGAUUGCAAGCUGGCCCUAGUAAUGUUGCACGUGGUCUUUCUGCACUGUACAAAGAAAUCACAGAGACUGUGCGGAAAGAAGCUGCCACCAUUAUGGCUGUAUUCCCUUCUCCUAAUGAUGUGAUGUCCAUCCUAGUGCAGCGAGUUUUAGAGCAGAGAGUAACAGCCAUUCUAGACAAGCUAUUGGAGAAACCAUCCCUUGUGAACUUACCUCCUGUUGAUGAAGGUGGACUUCUACAAUAUCUUAGAAUUCUAGCAGUGGCAUAUGAAAAGACACAGGAACUUGCUAAAGAGUUGAGGUCUGUGGGGUGUGGUGACUUGGAUGUUGAAGGCCUCACUGAGUCGCUGUUUCUUGUUCACAAAGAUGAGUAUACUGAAUAUGAGCAGGCAUCUCUUAGACAACUCUAUCAGGCGAAGAUGGAAGAGUUGCGUGCUGAAGUGCUGCAACAGCCCGACACAACAGGAACACUCUCACGUUCAAAAGCAGCUUCACUUCCACCUUCAUACCAGCAGAUAUCUGUUACUGUGGUGACAGAGUUUGUGCGCUGGAAUGAGGAGGCAAUUUCUAGGUGCACAUUGUUUUCUUCCCAGCCUACUACUCUUGCAGCUUGUGUGAAAUCAGUGUUCACUUGCUUGCUUGAUGAAGUAAGUCAAUAUAUAACGGAUGGUCUUGAGCGAGCUAGAGAGAGUCUAAAUGAAGCUGCAGCUUUGAGGGAGAGAUUUGUGAUUGGCACAAGUGUCAGUAGAAGGGUUGCUGCUGCAGCUGCCUCUGCUGCGGAGGCUGCUGCCGCUGCUGGUGAAAGCAGUUUCAGAUCUUUCAUGGUGGCCGUGCAACGUUGUUCCAGCAGUGUGGCAAUCGUCCAACAAUACUUUACAAACUCCAUUUCUCGGCUUUUACUGCCUGUGGAUGGUGCACAUGCUGCUUCAUGUGAAGAAAUGUCAACAGCUUUGUCCACUGCAGAGGCUGCUGCUUUUAAGGGGCUUCAACAAUGCAUUGACACUGUUAUGGCUGAGGUGGAGCGACUGUUGUCUGCAGAACAAAAAGCAACCGACUAUCGGUCACCUGAUGAUGGAAAUGCUCCCGAUCACCGACCAACAACUGCAUGCACAAGAGUUGUUGCAUACCUCUCCCGUGUACUUGAUGCUGCAUUCACUGCUCUGGAAGGUCAAAAUAAACAGGCUUUCCUGACUGAACUGGGAAACCGCUUGCAUAAGGGGCUCCUUAAUCAUUGGCAGAAGUUCACCUUCAGUGCCAGGCCAUAUGUUGAUUCUCCAUUGUUUAACAUCCCACAUGUACACUCUUUUGGGCUGAAGCAUAGUAUUGGGCACUUCUCUAGAAAAUAGUGUAAAAUCGGUACCCAUGAAAGAUAGUUGUAUGCUGAAAGUGGUUGUUAGGUGCAUUCCAUUCUUCUCAUUACUCUUAUCACUUCCAUCAUUUGUAAAUAUCCAUCCACUACAAACUAGGAUUUAUGGGUGUUGUGUUAAGCUGUAUGACAUUCUGUCAUAGGGGCUUUGCUAAGUGCGUAUGCAUGUGCAAUGAAGCUUAUGUACAUACCACACUAGUGCCAACAUGACACAAUAUGUCCUAGAUCGAGUCCAUCCAUCCGAAAGCAACUGCUAUAUUGAUACCUAGCCCAAGAAUCAGGUUGAUCAACUGGUUAGAUGGGCCACAGUUUGCAAAACAACUGUGUAGCUUUGAAAAACUUGGCAGAAGUCUUCUAAUCCAUCCACCUGCUUCCAGUAUUAGAGCCCCCAAGCUGAGUGGAUCAGAUUUAUUUUUCGGGAAAAUAUGUAGAAGGUUGGACCAACCUGAUUGAUGAUCGGAUCCCACACCUAUGUGCCACGCUGGCACAUGUGGCGUGUACAUGAACUUCAUUGCACAUGCAUUUGUGCUUAGCAAAGCUGCUGUCUAGUCUUUAUGUUUUCUAGACUGUAGUAUCAAAGUAUGAGAUUUACGAGUGAGUGAGACAAAACCUGCC
Molecule: messenger RNA, 3240 nt
Organism: Magnolia sinica
Lineage: Eukaryota; Viridiplantae; Streptophyta; Magnoliopsida; Magnoliales; Magnoliaceae
Product: exocyst complex component SEC10b-like
Exons: 23
Coding region: 254-2605 (783 amino acids)
Biological process (GO): exocytosis; Golgi to plasma membrane transport
Cellular component (GO): exocyst; cytoplasm
Source: RefSeq, a predicted model, not a curated record